Messenger RNA from Chrysoperla carnea, 2062 nucleotides. RefSeq names its product galactose mutarotase-like. The record is from RefSeq and is a predicted model, not a curated record. NCBI's taxonomy places the organism in Eukaryota, Metazoa, Arthropoda, Insecta, Neuroptera, Chrysopidae. Gene Ontology annotation, biological process: beta-D-galactose catabolic process via UDP-galactose, Leloir pathway; glucose metabolic process. The transcript has 8 exons. Bases 149 to 2002 code for a protein of 617 amino acids. Gene Ontology annotation, molecular function: carbohydrate binding; aldose 1-epimerase activity.
ACCGUUCACCAUCUUCAGAUGAAUUAAAAUUUUAGUAACAUCAUUUUUGACCAUCAAAAAAAAUUAUUUUCCAAAUUUUAAGUUCUGUAUGUAAAUAAAAGUUAUCAAAAUUCUAUCCAAUACAUUAUGCACGCUGUCAUUGACCAAUAUGGGUCGCCAGUCAUUGAAAACAUUAUGCGGUCACAUAUCCGAUAUAAGUAAACUACGAUCGAGUCUCUGGUGUAAUUUGGAUCACAUACAAAAUCUCCGAUGCCCAAGAAAAAAGUCCAAAAUUAAAAGUCGCAACAUUUUUAUUGAAGUGUGUGAAUUAUCCAGAAGAGCAAAAUCUCCAAAUGUUUGUGAGGAUUGUGGCGGAAUUGAAGUUGUGGAAGGAGAAAAAAAUGCUGAGAAAAUGACUGACACUGUUGUAAAAACAGUGAGGCAACAACAUGCUACGAAUGGUAUUCAACAAGAACCUGAUACAUACACAAACCCUUCAGAGAAGUAUAUUAAAGAAAUUGAAACAAAUCAACCUCAAAGAAUUGUUUCUCGUUCAACGAAUAGCGAUGUUAGUAAUUUGAAGAAUGAUGUUACUAAAAGUUUUGAAAGUGAAGAGGACUGUGGAUGUAAAGAAGCAGAGAAAAACAGGCUUACAGGAGGUCCCGGUAAACCUCCAGACCCACCGUCUACAAAGAAACUUGAACCAAUUAAGGUUGACAUGGCUUGUUUGAGACUAAAUAAUGAACAAAAAAUAGUCCUCGAUCAAGGAAUUGUUGGAAUGCAUGAUUGUAAACUAACAAAACGAAAAUAUGAAAUUAAAAAAUUCAUUUGGAAGAACAAAGCAAACAAUACUGAAAUUGAAGUCAUAACAUUGGGUGCCACUGUUACUAGAAUGGUUCUACCUGAUCGAAAUGGUAUGUUAAAAGAUAUUCUGUUGGGAUUCGAUUGUCAUGAAGAUCAUAUAAAAAAUGCACAUUAUUACAUGGGCUCAAUGAUUGGUCGCUGUGCAAAUAUGAUUUCAAAUCCGAUAUUUCAAUUUGAUGGUGUUUGUUCGAAUUUGUCGAUUAAUCGAAUGAAAAAAUAUCACUUUAAUGGUGGCUGCAGUGGAUUCAAUAAGUAUGUUUGGCAUCCUUACGUAUGUAAUAACAAAGUCAUAUUCAGUCAUCAUUCAAAAGAUGGUUCUGAAGGUUAUCCAGGGGAAUUGUUAACAACUGUAGCAAUGGAAUUAACACCCAAAAACCAAUUUGUGAUUGAUAUCAAAGCAAAUACUACGGAUCCAACGAUUUGUAAUUUAACCAAUCGAUUACUAUUUAAUUUAUCGAGCCAUGCCGGUGGUAGUUCCCAAUUAAGAAGACACUUAAUGCAUGUAAAUUCAGAUAGUUAUAUUGGUUAUGAUGAACGAGGAAUUCCUUCAUGUGCUGCAAGAAGGACUCGUGACAGUGAAUAUGAUGCAACGUGUCCGAUAACUAUUCAUGACAUAAUGAAAAAGUGGAAGAAUAGAGAUUUUCGAUCUGCAUUUGUUGUAAAUCGUGCGACGAAGCAAGAUUGUUGUCUUGCUGCUCGAUUUGUUCACGAAGUUUCUGGACGAUAUCUGGAAGUUCACACAAAUCAACCGAUUAUUAACAUAGAUUUUGGAUAUGAUUUACCCCGAUCAAAUGUGCCAGUGAAUGAACGAUUAAUUGGAAAAUGUAAAGUUCGUUAUAUAAACAAUAGUUCGGUUUGUGUACAGCCUCAAGGAUAUCCGGAUGCCAUUAACCAUAAAGAUUUUCCAACUACUAUUUUAUUACCUGGCGAAGUAUAUCACAAUAAAAUCUCCUACGAAUUUGGAAUCGUAGACAAAACAGCAUAUGGGCCUGUAAAAACCAUAGAAAUUUGUGAGAAAGUUAAAGUUCAACCUGAUUGUUGUAACAAACUUGAAGGCGACACCGUCGAUUUUACAUGUGACAAGGAUUUAUAUUGUCGAGAAAAAGACGAACAAUACACUCCACCACCACCAAUGAAACCAAAAGAUAGGUGUUGUUGAAAAUAAAUGUGAAAUUCAUAAAGAUGACUCCAUAUUCAACUUUGAAUUGUCAUAGUAAAU